Brachypodium distachyon (stiff brome) is the source of this 611-nucleotide messenger RNA. RefSeq lists its product as uncharacterized. The record is from RefSeq and is a predicted model, not a curated record. The transcript has a single exon. Lineage: Eukaryota; Viridiplantae; Streptophyta; Magnoliopsida; Poales; Poaceae. Bases 36 to 611 code for a protein of 191 amino acids.
ACUGACGACUGACCAGCAGCUUCCCUUGUCAAUCCAUGGAGCUUCUCAUAUCUGCAGUUACAGGUGAACUUGUGAGCCGUUUCAUCUCUUUCCUGGUGAAUAAGUACCAAUCCUCCUUGAGCCAUGCACAAUCAGAGGAGGAGAAGGUGGUGUUGGAGAGGUUGCAGCAUCUCCUGAUGAGAGCUGGCACCAUCGUUGAGGAGGCGGACACGCGAUACAUAACCAACUCCAGGAUGAUGGUGCAGCUCAAGACGCUCUCGGAGGCCAUGUACAGAGGAUAUUGCAUGCUGGACACCUCGAGGUACCGAGCCCUCCAAGACGGUGCAGGCUUCGACGAGGUCAGCAGCAAUACUAAAUCAUGUAGCAGCAGCUUGUAUUUGCCCAAGCGUUCUCGAACAAUAACUGAUAAGGCCACACGCCUCGAGUCACAUGGUGCCUUGGAAAGCUUAGAAAUUGCUGUUGCUAAUAUGGCAGAAUUUGUUGUGCUUUUGGGUGGAUGUGAGCGCAUGUCUCGUAGGCCCUAUGACAUAUAUGUUUGCGGAUGCAUUGAGAAGGAACCUCGAUGUUCAGUUUUGGAGUUCCAUAUUGGACAAAAAGAUAAGAAUGGCUAA